Messenger RNA from Neltuma alba, 2232 nucleotides. Its product is annotated as pentatricopeptide repeat-containing protein At3g24000, mitochondrial. The record is from RefSeq and is a predicted model, not a curated record. Gene Ontology annotation, molecular function: protein binding; zinc ion binding; RNA binding. The coding region runs from base 175 to 2175 and encodes 666 amino acids. The transcript has 2 exons. Lineage: Eukaryota; Viridiplantae; Streptophyta; Magnoliopsida; Fabales; Fabaceae. Gene Ontology annotation, biological process: RNA modification.
AGGUCUUGGGAGUGACAAUUUCAAAGGUCUUACAUCAGCCGAAGCAUAAAACCCCACUGGGACCCGAAUCAGCUAGUUGGCGCCGAAGGUCAUCUCAAGUUCCUCAGGUUGAAAAGACGAACAAGUAAAGAGCCAAAUAUUGGUUUUAAGGGUAAGAAGCUCAGAUCGGAUGUGAUGAUUCGAUGCAAGACUCUGGCUUCAGUGCUCAAAUUCUCUGUUGACCUCAGAACCUUGCUCGCAAACUCCGCUAAACUUGCUAGAUGGCAUUCAAGUAGUUUACUUCGGCCUGAAACUCCAGAAACUUGUAUAGAUUCAGAUGUUCUGCCGGACGGCAAGCGGGACAACUUAUAUAUUGUUGACGAUAAUAAUCUUCUUUGUCCCAGUUUGAAGUCCAAAACUGGUCUUUAUGUUCUGGAUCUGAUGGACAGUGGCUCCAUCGAAGUGGACCGGACGCUGUACAAUAAAUUGCUCAAGAGAUGUACACAACUGGGGAGGCUUGAACUGGGAAGACUAGUGCAUUCCCACAUUCUUGGUUCCAAGUUCAGGGAUGAUAUUGUUAUUCAAAAUUCUGUUAUUUACAUGUAUGCAAGGUGUAAGAAUUUGGAAGAUGCUCGCAAGGUGUUUGAUAAAAUGACUUCCAAAGAUAUGGUCACUUGGACUUCCUUGAUCACUGGGUAUGCCCAAAAUGAACGUGCUGAAGAUGCACUUGUGCUGUUCCCUCAGAUGCUCCGCGAUGGGUUGAAACCAAAUGAAUUUACAUUGUCAAGCGUCGUAAAGUCUGCUGCUCUUUUGCCUAGCUACAGGGACGGGAGGCAAAUUCAUGCAUGUUGUCUCAAGCACGGUUGUCACUUCAAUGUGUAUGUGGGGAGUUCACUUGUUGAUAUGUAUGCUAGAUGUGGCUACUUGUCUGAAGCACGGCAAAUUUUUGAUAAACUAGUGAACAAGAAUGAGGUUUCUUGGAAUGCUUUAAUAGCUGGUUAUGCAAGGAAAGAUGAAGGAGAGGAAGCUCUGUCGCUGUUUCUCAAGAUGCAAAGGGAAGGUUUUAAACCAACUGAAUUUACUUAUUCCUCUCUUUUUUGUUCCUGUUCUGCUUUGGGAUCUUUGGAGCAAGGUAAAUGGCUUCAUGCUCAUAUGAUGAAAUCGGGCAGAAAGCUUGUUGGCUUUGCAGGGAACACUCUUCUUCACAUGUAUGCAAAAGCAGGCAGCAUUGAGGAUGCCGAAAAAGUGUUUGCUCAAUUGGUAAAGGUUGAUUUGGUGUCUUGGAAUUCAAUGCUCUUCGGAUAUGCCCAGCAUGGGCUGGGAAAGGAAGCUGUGCAGGAGUUUGAAGAAAUGAUAAGGGUUGGGUUUGAACCCAAUGACAUAUCAUUCCUCUGCGUUCUUACUGCUUGUAGCCGAGCUGGACUUUUGAACGAUGGUAAAUAUUAUUUCAAAUUAAUGAACAAGUAUAAAGUGGAGCCAAAAGUCUCACAUUAUGUGACAAUGGUUGAUCUUCUUGGUCGAGCUGGUUUUCUUGAUGAAGCCAAGAGAUUCAUUGAAGAGGAAAUGCCAAUUGAACCCACUGCAGCCAUCUGGGGAGCUUUGCUUGGUGCUUCUAAAAUGCAUAAGAACUUGGGAAUGGGUGCUUAUGCUGCUGAACGCAUCUUUGAGCUUGAUCCUUCUGACUCAGGGCCUCACAUUUUGCUUGCUAAUAUGUAUGCCUCUGCUGGUAGGUGGAGUGAUGCAGCACGAAUCAGAAAGGUAAUGAGAGAGAGCGGGGUAAAGAAAGAACCAGCUUGUAGUUGGGUUGAGAUUGGGAAUUCUGUCCAUAUAUUUGUGGCUGAUGAUAAUGCCCAUCCCCAGAAAGAGAAGAUCCAUGAAAUGUGGGAGGAGUUGAGUCAGAAAAUUAAGGAGAUUGGCUAUGUUCCAGACACUAGUCAUGUGCUUCUGUUUGUUGACCAGCAGGAGAAGGAAGCGAAAUUACAGUACCAUAGUGAGAAGCUAGCUUUGGCAUUUGCCCUUCUGAAUACUUAUCCUGGAUCCACUAUACGUAUCAUGAAGAAUAUUAGGGUUUGUGGUGACUGCCAUUCAGCAAUCAAGUACGUGUCGCGGGUAGUGAAGAGAGAAAUCAUAUUGAGAGACAAAAAUCGAUUCCAUCACUUUCGUGAUGGCUCCUGCUCAUGCGGGGACUACUGGUAGCGCUAAUUAUGAUUUCAAUAUCCCAAAGGUGUUUGCAAAGAUUAAUCAUAAGAGAAA